UCUGUCUCUUUCUCUCUCACUCGCGAAUUUCUUUCCCAAAAUUUAUCACCCAUUAAUGUCCCCGAUUUUCUCUCCUCCAAUCCCUCAAUCUAUUUCUCUCUAGAGAUAAAACCCUCUUGAACAACCCCCACACCAGCAAGAACCCCCAAAACCCAUCUGCUUUCUUUCUUGUUAUGGAGAGGAGACUCAGUGACCGAUCUACUCCUACCGCUAACUCACCCACCUACGCCUACCCAUUCUUUGAUCUCGAUGAAACCCUAGCAUCAUCUAUGGCUCGUCUCAAUCUUAACCCCCACUCCGAUUACUUGUUCAACGAUCUCGGGAUGCGUGCGCCGUCGAUUCCGUCUCUCGACGAUGCGUUUUUACGAGAUAACUAUUAUACUACCAUUGUUGGUCCCGCGAUGGCUCCUGGUUACGAUGUCGUUAAUGGCUUGGACAACUUAUUGGUUGAACAGUAUUUGAACCGGAACCGGAAUCGGAAUCGGAAUGGGAAUGGGAAUGGGUUUGAUAUCAGGGGAGGAGGAGGGUCGGUUCCUUAUUUGAUUCCUGACGGAUUGGUUUUAAAUAACCCGAAUAGUCUGACUGGUGGGUUGUACAAUAGGCGGCCGCAGACGUGGUUGGAGCCUGUGGAUAUGGAUCUUUUGUCUGUAAAGAAUUUGAGGGGUACAAUUUUGUCCUUGGCGAAGGAUCAAAAUGGGUGUAAAAUAUUGCGGAAGGUUAUAGAGGGUGCAAGAGAUGAAAAUGAAAUUGAUAUGGCGUUAGAGGAGAUUAUUGAACAUUUAGGUGAGUUGAUGGUGCACCAGUUUGGGAAUUACGUUGUUCAAAACCUUGUGGAGGUGUGCAAUAAGAACCAAUUGAACAGGAUUGUGUCCAAGAUCACUGAGACUGAGCAUCAACUAGUCAACAUAUGCCUUGACACUCAUGGAACUCGUACUGUACAGAGACUGUUGAGGCAUCUUGAAACCACUGGGCAAGAAGUGGCUAUGAUCAUGUCUGCUAUAAGCCGUCAUACUGUUGCAUUGACUAAGGACAUGAAUGGCCAUCAUGUUAUCCAGCAUUGCUUGAAAUAUUUCACAGAUGAAGACAAUAGGUAUCUCCUGCAUGAAUUGGCACGUGACUGCUUUGGACUUGCAACAAAUAAAAGUGGGUGUUGUAUACUGCAGCAAUGUGUGGACUCCUCUAGCGGUGAAACUAGAGAUUUUUUGGUGGCCCAGAUUAUUUCCCAUGCACUCCCUUUAGCUGAAGACCGUUAUGGAAAUUAUGUGGUGCAGCAUUUGUUGGAAUUGCGGAUACCACAAAUCACUGCAAAUCUUCUGAGACAGCUCAAAGGUAGUUAUGCAGCUCUUUCAUGUAACAAGUAUGGCAGCAAUGUGGUGGAGAAGUGCUUUUCAGAAUCAAGGGAGGAACAAUGCACAAUGAUUAUUGUGGAAUUGCUUUCCAAUCCAAAUGUUUCUAUGCUUCUUCUUGAUCCUUAUGGGAACUAUGUCAUCCAAACAGCAUUAAGGGUAGCUAAGGGGCUUGUUCGCAGUGCUUUGUUUAAUCUUGUCCGUAUAAACUCUCCAAUGAUGCGCUGUAAUAUCUAUGGCAAAAAGGUGCUUGAAUCCUUAGACAAAAAGAGGACGCAACAGAUGGUAGCAUGUAUGAGUACUCGGGAGGAGGUAACCGAAAACAUCUUACAUUCUUAGGUUGUCCGCAGGAAUAUGUUAAGUUAGGUGUUGGCAGGUUGACGAUUGUAACUGUUGUUCCCUGUAAGAUUUUGGUAUUGUCUGUUUGUACUCUGUAAACCCUUUUGAUUCUAGCUCUUUAAAAAUGCAGAGCAAGGUUGUAGCGAUUAGGACGGAAUGUGACAGGUAAUACAUAAAUCCCAAGAGUGAGGGAAUGUACAAUUUAGCAUUGGAUUUUAAGGGGAGAUGAUAUAAAUGUUUAAACCUGUACAUUCAUAGAGAAUUCUGUUUCUUAAUGAAAAUUUUAUUAUGGCUGGUUAGGUUUUGUUUAAACCCUAGCUAGCAU
This is a messenger RNA of Tripterygium wilfordii, 2010 nucleotides long. RefSeq names its product pumilio homolog 12-like. Gene Ontology annotation, cellular component: cytoplasm. The coding region runs from base 174 to 1685 and encodes 503 amino acids. Lineage: Eukaryota; Viridiplantae; Streptophyta; Magnoliopsida; Celastrales; Celastraceae. The transcript has 5 exons. Gene Ontology annotation, biological process: post-transcriptional regulation of gene expression. Gene Ontology annotation, molecular function: mRNA binding. The record is from RefSeq and is a predicted model, not a curated record.